ACUUACACCUGAAGAGGUAGUAGCUAAGCCACUUACGCCUGAAGAGGUAGUAGCUAAGCCACUUAUGCCUGAAGAGGUAGUAGCUAAGCCACUUACACCUGAAGAGGUAGUAGCUAAGCCAAUUACACCUGAAGAAGCAGUUGCUAAGCCACUUGCGCCAGUAGAGGCAGAAGCUAAGCCACUUACACCUGAAGAAGCAGAAGCUAAGCCACUUACACCUGAAGAGGCAGUAGCUAAGCCACUUACGCCUGAAGAGGUAGUAGCUAAGCCACUUAUGCCUGAAGAGGUAGUAGCUAAGCCACUUACACCUGAAGAGGUAGUAGCUAAGCCAAUUACACCUGAAGAAGCAGUUGCUAAGCCACUUGCGCCAGUAGAGGCAGAAGCUAAGCCACUUACACCUGAGGUAGAAGCUAAACCAACCACACCUAAACUGACAAAAGUUGAGCUGAUUACACCAGAAAUAGAAGCAGAAGCAGUGAAAGAGGUUAGGUCAGUCUCACUAAGAAUAGAAACUAAGCCACUCACAGAAGAUAAGCAAGCCGUUUCUGAAACUAAGCCCAUCGAACCCAGAGAAGAGGAAAAAGCCAAGCCCUCUAUUCCCGAUCUGAAAACGGGAUCCAAGCCAGCACAGCCCGAUUCCGCCCCAACCAUUCCCGGAGUCAAAACCCAAGCCAAGGUCUCCAGCCCCGUAGCCAAGCCAGCAUUUCGUCCCGUCAUCCGGCUUAUCGACCUCGGGAGCGCGCGUCGUGUGUCUCCUCAGCCGGGCAGUAGUCGAUGGGGCUUUCCUACAGGACCGAGAGUGGUGUCCCCGAAGCACCCCCCCGUGCUCGCAGGAUCUCCCGAGUUCUUGGCUCCUGAACUGGUGCGGAGGCUUAACGUUGGUGUCCCUGCGGACUACUGGAGCCUGGGCGUGCUGAUCUACGUUCUGGUCAGCGGUCGAUCUCCCUUCCUCGGUGUCUCCCCUGAGGCGACCUGCAGGAACAUCCUCUCAGGAGAAGUGCGGUUUCCUGUCGAGCACUUCGCCUCAGUCACAGACGAGGCUUGCGAACUCACUCGCGAUCUCCUGGUUCAUGACCCUGCAAAGCGACCUGACCUCGAUCGGGUUCUGGCUCACCCCUGGUUUAAUAUGAAAGAGUGCGAGAGUGUCCUGCCCAUCCAAAGCCUGGCUGAUUUCUGCUUCCGAAGGUCGAAAGUAGCAACGUCGACACAAGAAGUCACUCCUCACACCCCACACUUCAGCUCUUCCAUUUAAUGAAUUAAUAAUUAAUAAUAAUAAGUAAAUAAUAAUCAAUAAUUCAUAAUUGACUCCAUAGUCAGUUACAACCAAGAUGUUGCAAUCCUUUUGGGGAUGGCAAUGUGCUGUGUUACUUUAUCCUUUCAAACAUGGGAACAGGAUCUGUAUCCGAUAUGUAAUCAGUUAUAGGAAUAAGCAUAAAUAAUGAUGGUAAUAACGACUGUGGAGAACGUUUUAAAGAUAUGAGGUAGGGAAUACAGGAGGAAUACGAGUAUGAGAAAUUCAUGAGGAAAAUUCACAACUGUAUACGUAGUAACCUUUGCAAAAGGAUACAAGUAUUUGUAAAUAAUAUAUUUUGGAGUAGAACAAUGUAUAUCAAUUAAUUUACAUUUCACGUCAAAUAGCAUAGGUUGAAUACAAAUAAUAUUUUUCAUCCGUGAUAACAGGAUAUCAUGAGGCUAAAUUUCCUAUGAUAAAACACAGGUCUUGUUCAUCUUGUGUUGUCUCCCUUCCCUCAAAUUAUGCAACUAUAAGUAACACUGUAUAAAGUGAAAUAUAUAAAUCAAAGGAACUUAGGAAUUAUGUUGUAGCUUAGUACUAUACUAGAUUAGGUUUAAUUAAUAUUGUAUUUUAGAAAUAUGCACUCUUACUGCCACAACUAGUUCUAAUAUAUGAAUGGUCUCAAAAUAAAAUUACUUUUUCAUGAAAACGUGAUUUAAUAAUCCUAAUAAAAGCGAUUGCAAAGUUACUAUGAAUUACUGUAGGCUAAGGAAAGUAAAGGUAAUGUAGAACUAUGAUGUACUUUCAUUCAUGUACUGCGACAAGAAGAUAACAAAUGUGAAUAACAUUAGCACAACUUAACUUUUAAAUAAAC
Molecule: messenger RNA, 2108 nt
Organism: Penaeus vannamei (Pacific white shrimp)
Lineage: Eukaryota; Metazoa; Arthropoda; Malacostraca; Decapoda; Penaeidae
Source: RefSeq, a predicted model, not a curated record